AUGGCCACUGCAACGGCGGCGAGACGCCCUGGCCAGCACCCGGGAGAUGCCAAGGAUUUGCACACUUUGCAGUUCGCGUUGACGAGCGUGGCCACUGCCUCUCCAGCCGGUUGCACUCGGGCCGUCACAAUCCAACUCGCCCAGUCGGAGCACGACCGUCUCCGUUCCUCCACCGGUAGCACGGCCCACAGCUUGUGCUUCUUCGUGCUGGACCCGGACCGUCACCCGUCAAUCUCUGUCAUGGCGUCACCGCACUCGACACCCUACGCAGCGAUGGACACGCUGGAAACCGGGGGCAAGCCUGAGCCGUCCUACCAGCACAUUUCCAAUCCGUGCGUUCUUAGUUGGAACAACCUCGGCUACUCCGUGGCGAUUCGCAAGACGGCCGACGCCCCCCAUGGAAAGAAAACCAUCUUGGACAAUGUCAGUGGCCGAUGCGCACCCGGAGAACUCACGGCCAUCAUGGGCCCGUCCGGAUCAGGCAAAACUACACUGGUGGACUUACUGGCCGACCGUAUUAGCUCCGGAGAAGUAACAGGCGACAUUGAGCUCAACGGCGAGGCCCGCGUGGCCAAGACGUUCCGGGCAGUGACCAGCUACGUGGCCCAGGAGGACUCGCUGCUCGGCUCCUUCACCGUGCUGGAAACCAUGCGCAUGGCCGCCAAGCUCAGUCUUCCGAACAGCGUCACGUCCAAGCAGAUCGAGGCACGCGUGGACGACGUGGUGGAGGCCAUGGGUCUGGCCACGUGCCGUCACACCCUGGUAGGCGACAUCUUCCGAAAGGGUCUUUCGGGCGGCCAGAAGCGCCGCCUCAGUAUUGCCAUCGAGUUGCUGUCGAACCCGAGCCUCUUGAUCCUGGACGAGCCCACAAGUGGCCUGGAUUCGAGUGCCACGCACAACGUCAUGAAGUUCAUCGUGAAGCUGUGUGCCGAGGGUAAAACCAUUGUAUGUACGAUCCACCAGCCAUCAUCGCUGGUGUACGACAUGUUUACGAACGUGGUGGUGCUGUCGGCUGGCCAGACUGUGUACUGCGGUCCUCGUCGUCUGAUGAUCCCGCACUUUGCGUCGGCCGGCCACGACUGCCCCACGUACAUGAACCCGGCCGAGUACUUUAUCAGUCUAGUGAACACGGACUUCGAGGACCACGCGAAUGUGUCCAAACUGAUGCAGUCUUACGCUCAGAGUGAGAUCCGCAAGGAGCUGAGCGACCGCAUCGAAAGUGACCGCAACACGUUACAGCAUCUGCCGGACAUCGAGCAGCCGUCGCCGUCCGCGAUGCGUCAGUUCAGCGUUCUCAUGUACCGCAACACGCUCAACAAUAUCCGCAACCCCGGAAUCUACUGGAUCCGGUUGUUCAUGUACUUCUGCUUGAGCUUCAUGGUCGGCACCAUGUACUUGAGUACGAACGACGACUUGACCGAGGAGGAUCUGGUGCCACUGCUGUUCUACGUCCAGGCGUUCCUGGUGUUUAUGUCUGUGGGCCGUCCCUACCGGUUCUUUCAUCGAGCAACGGUGCAGUGGAUCCGCUCCUUGAACCGUGCCCAACCAGUUCCGUUGAAGUGUGGGGGAGCCUACGUGUGCGCCCAACCUUUCUUGGCUAACAACUAA
Molecule: messenger RNA, 1608 nt
Organism: Phytophthora infestans T30-4
Lineage: Eukaryota; Oomycota; Peronosporomycetes; Peronosporales; Peronosporaceae
Product: ATP-binding Cassette (ABC) Superfamily
Exons: 2
Coding region: 1-1608 (535 amino acids)
Molecular function (GO): ATP hydrolysis activity; ATP binding; ABC-type transporter activity
Source: RefSeq, a predicted model, not a curated record